Molecule: messenger RNA, 5393 nt
Organism: Salvelinus namaycush (lake trout)
Lineage: Eukaryota; Metazoa; Chordata; Actinopteri; Salmoniformes; Salmonidae
Product: smoothelin-like
Exons: 18
Coding region: 26-4366 (1446 amino acids)
Biological process (GO): actin cytoskeleton organization
Cellular component (GO): filamentous actin; microtubule organizing center
Molecular function (GO): protein binding
Source: RefSeq, a predicted model, not a curated record
CAUCAGAGAGCUGAGGAGGAGGGAGAUGGAGGACAUGGAGGCAGCCAUGGCCAGAAAACGCUUCCGGCCAACACAUCUCAGCCAGAACGACAACAAAGAGAACCAACUCACACACUGGUCAGAAUUGGGGGGCUCCCUAGACGUGCUCUCUGUGAAACUACAAGCCAUCCAGGACAUUGAGGAGCUGACUGGACUGCUGCGCGGGGCCAAUGAGUAUGAGGAGAGGAAACUGAUCAGAGCUGCCAUCCGCCGGCUCCGAGACGAGGAGCAUCAGGGUACAUGGGAGAAAGGGAGGACCACCGGCCAAUGUCUGGAGUCUGAGGGCCUGGAGCUCCAAAGCAGCCUGGGAGCAGGGGACACCGAGAAGGAGAGGCUUGGCGAGCGAGAGAGAAUCAAGUCUCAGAUCCGGGAGCUACGGAGCCACCAGAUGCAGCAGGGCAGUGAGCUGCACAGGACAGGCUCCAACUCAGGCAUGGUUCUGGUUCUGGUUCUGGACCCCCUGGUGAGGGAUGAGGUCCCUCUGCUGACCCGCCCACAGACCCGGGACCCUGUGACAUCAUCAGAGCCGGACGUGGUCCUAUCCCACCGCCAGCGUUCUGACUCGACAUCCUCAGAACGCAGCCUGGCCUCCAGGCCCCGUCUGAACUCUGGAGCCUCAGAGAAGAGUCUGGGUCUGGGCUCAGCCUUCCGGACCAGGGUGGACUCUGGAGCAUCAGAAAAGAGCCUGGGCUCAGCCUUCAGGACCAGGGUGGACUCUGGAGCAUCAGAAAAUAGCCUGGGCUCAGCCUUCCGGACCAGGGUGGACUCUGGAGCAUCAGAAAAGAGCCUGGGCUCAGCCUUCAGGACCAGGGUGGACUCUGGAGCAUCAGAAAAGAGCCUGGGCUCAGCCUUCAGGACCAGGGUGGACUCUGGAGCAUCAGAAAAUAGCCUGGGCUCAGCCUUCCGGACCAGGGUGGACUCUGGAGCAUCAGAAAAGAGCCUGGGCUCAGCCUUCAGGACCAGGGUGGACUCUGGAGCAUCAGAAAAUAGCCUGGGCUCAGCCUUCAGGACCAGGGUGGACUCUGGAGCAUCAGAAAAUAGCCUGGGCUCAGCCUUCCGGACCAGGGUGGACUCUGGAGCAUCAGAAAAGAGCCUGGGCUCAGCCUUCCGGACCAGGGUGGACUCUGGAGCAUCAGAAAAGAGCCUGGGCUCAGCCUUCCGGACCAGGGUGGACUCUGGAGCAUCAGAAAAGAGCCUGGGCUCAGCCUUCCGGACCAGGGUGGACUCUGGAGCAUCAGAAAAGAGCCUGGGCUCAGCCUUCCGGACCAGGGUGGACUCUGGAGCAUCAGAAAAGAGCCUGGGCUCAGCCUUCCGGACCAGGGUGGACUCUGGAGCAUCAGAAAAGAGCCUGGGCUCAGCCUUCCGGACCAGGGUGGACUCUGGAGCAUCAGAAAAUAGCCUGGGCUCAGCCUUCAGGACCAGGGUGGACUCUGGAGCAUCAGAAAAGAGCCUGGGCUCAGCCUUCCGGACCAGGGUGGACUCUGGAGCAUCAGAAAAGAGCCUGGGCUCAGCCUUCCGGACCAGGGUGGACUCUGGAGCAUCAGAAAAGAGCCUGGGCUCAGCCUUCCGGACCAGGGUGGACUCUGGAGCAUCAGAAAAGAGCCUGGGCUCAGCCUUCCGGACCAGGGUGGACUCUGGAGCAUCAGAAAAGAGCCUGGGCUCAGCCUUCCGGACCAGGGUGGACUCUGGAGCAUCAGAAAAGAGCCUGGGCUCAGCCUUCAGGACCAGGGUGGACUCUGGAGCAUCAGAAAAGAGCCUGGGCUCAGCCUUCCGGACCAGGGUGGACUCUGGAGCAUCAGAAAAGAGCCUGGGCUCAGCCUUCCGGACCAGGGUGGACUCUGGAGCAUCAGAAAAGAGCCUGGGCUCAGCCUUCCGGACCAGGGUGGACUCUGGAGCAUCAGAAAAGAUCCUGGGCUCAGCCUUCCGGACCAGGGUGGACUCUGGAGCAUCAGAAAAGAGCCUGGGCUCAGCCUUCCGGACCAGGGUGGACUCUGGAGCAUCAGACAAAAGCCAGUGUUCCGCCCACAGAGGCAGACUGGACUCUGGCACGUCAGACUCCAGUAUGGGACCGCCAGCCCCCCUGGGCUCUGAGACCUCCGACGGCGCAGGGCUCCUGUCACGGAAACGGCUGGACUCAGGGACGUCUGACCUGAGCGUGGGCGUGUUGUCUGUGGGCCGGAGCCGAGAAGAGCAGCCAGAGGUGACCAUGAGUAGCUCCUCCUCCAGCACAGACUCUGAGGCUGAAAGCACCAACCACCAUCCAGACCAGCCCCAUCAGGACAGCACCACUACCAACCAUUAUCACCCUGAUGGGGCCGUCCUAUUCAGGAAAGCCCCAGACUCCCACAGUGGCCUGAUCAAUGGCAGUGCCAAGGAAAGAGGAGACAUCCAGGAACAGAAGGUCAGAUAUACUUUACCCACUCCUCUCAGAAAAUCAAAUGAUGCAGUUCCUGAGAAGAAAGAGCCAGUUGUCUUGGCCCCGUUCGGCCGGGCUAACUCUGUGCGGGACCGUAUGCGUAAGUUCACGGAGCCCAGUCCCAGUGUCCCGGUCCUGAAGAGGGGCUCUCAGUCUCUGAGGAACGCGACAGCCCCCAGUGCCCGAGUCCUAGGCAGAGCCACCCAGCUGAGUGAGGGGCCAGCAGCAGGGCCAGCCAAGCAGACAGCAGUGACCACAGUAGUAUCCAUCACCACCCCUACAGACAGGCCCGGGAGAACCCAUGUAGGCUCUACAUCCUACUCUUCAUCCGCCUCCUCCUCAAAGAACCAUGUCCAAUGCCAGGGCACAGUUCAUCCAGGGGGCGUGGCCACCAAACCUCUGCAAAGCGCUGCUCAAUCCUUGAACGCUGUAGGCGGGGCAAAGCAGGCGGCUGAAAAGCUGCGGCACGCCUCGGGCGGCUCAAAGGAAGACAAGACCCCAGGGAGAGCAUCUGCACAGCGGGACAGCAAGGGAGCGGCAGACCCCGACAUGAAGACCUUCCUAACUAUCGAGAUCAAAGAUGGGCGCACCACCACCACCACCUCUUCAUCCUCUAGAGGCAACCUGGCCCCACGCAUCACCACCAACCCCAUAGGACAGAGAGCAGAGUUGACUCUGGGCCUAAGAGCGACCCCCUUCAAGAUGUCCUCCUCCAGCCUUACCUCCGGAUCAUCUUUCAAGAUGGCCUCAGAGCCAGUGUUGGCGGUGGAGCCCUCAGUGCAGGUGGCCUGCUGUCAGCCCCCGGCUGCUGUACCCAACGGCUUCUCUGCGCCACCUCGGGACAAAUUCGAAGAGUGCUCCAGAAAACUGACCGCAGAACAGCUGGCCGCCAUCGACGAGGAGCUCCUGGAUAAAAUGCUGGAUGAGUCCAAGGACUUUGAGGAGAGGAAGAUGAUCCGACAGGCCAUGAGAGAUCUGCGUAAGAGGAAGAGAGACCAGAGAGAAAAGGAGCGGGAGUUUCGUCUUGCGGAGCUUCGGCAGCAGAGAGCGGAGCAUACUCAGAAGGGUCGUAUGGGAGAAGGAGGAGCUGGAGAGGUGGUGAUGAGGAAGGUGGAGAUGUCAGCUGAUGGCUCCACCCUCAGCCAAGUCACCAAGACAAACCGCUUUGCCAAGUCUGGUGAUGGCAGCAGGACAGCUCACAGCACCAUCAUGGAGGCCAGUUAUACGAAGAAAACAGACGUGGGGAUAGUUCAGUCCAAGUCCUACAGCUGCUCCUCCUCUACCUCCAGCAGCAGCUCCACCAGGAAAGUGGGCAGUGUGUUUGACCGCGAGGACGACUCGGCGUCCCGUGCUGCGGAGCGCCGGCAGGCAGAGAAGCGCAAGGAGCUGAUGAGAGCCCAGACUCUGCCCAAGAUGUCUGCCGCACAGUCCCGCAAAGCCAUGAUCGAGAAACUGGACAAGGAGAGCGGAGGGCCAGGAAAUAAAGCAGUUGCCAAGGUGAACACAGUCCAGCGCUCGGCUAGCUGCGUGGUGCCCAAUGCCAACUCCAUCAAACAGAUGCUCCUGGACUGGUGCCGCGCCAAGACCCGCUCAUACCAGAAUGUGGACAUCCAGAACUUCUCGUCCAGUUGGAGUGAUGGCAUGGCGUUCUGUGCCCUCGUGCAUAACUUCUUCCCAGAGGCCUUUGACUACUCCUCUCUCACCCCUGCCAACCGCAGACACAACUUUGAGGUGGCCUUCAGCACUGCAGAGGAAUGUGCCAACUGUAUGCCCCUGUUGGAGGUAGAGGACAUGAUGAUCAUGGGGAGGAAGCCUGACUCCAAGUGUGUGUUCACCUAUGUGCAGUCACUGGUCAAUCACCUGCGCAGGCACGAGAUGAAACUCGCCAAACUCCAGGGCACCAACCUCUGAUCUGCUCACUGUGUAUCUUCCCCCAUCGCACCCCUCCUCUCCUCCUAAGCUCUGGUCCUGAACACCACCCAUGUCCCAAAAGACAGCAGCCCGACUCAAUGAGGGGUGUUACUGAUUUGCACAUCUGAUGGCCAACGUGGUGGGGAGUGUGUUUGUGUAGGUGUUGGCAUCUGUCUUAUGAUUAUCUUUGUUGAUGGUGGUGGCAUGUCAGACAGAUAAAUUCCCUUCCUCUGGACGCAUUUGUUUAGGCUGUGCGAACCUUCCCAUCUUCCAGAAAGAGAAUUCCAAAGUUUAAUAGAGAAUCUUUAAGCUUUAAUUGAUAUUUUUAUUUUAUACUGAUAUUUAGUUGUACAGCCUAUCAGUCAUAAGGCAGUUCUAUACAUGGUUUGGAAGUCUGAAGAUAAACUACCAACAAAACCCUACAUGAAAUGUACAUGAGAAAAAUAGGAAUUUUACUGUAUUCCCUCACCCACAUUAAUGCCUAAAUGUUUUUGUUUUCUGUGACAAUUGCAAGAUGUUACUCAAGCUGUUGGCGAUGAUGAAGAAAACAAGUAUGAUAUGAGGCAUUGUUAAUAUUCCUUCAGUCCCCACUCUCGUACUGUUAAAGGUGUUGCUAAACACAUCUAUUUGAAUUGUUUUAAAUAGUGCUUUGUAUGGAGGGAUGUUAAUUAUUAUUUGGUGGGUGCUUAUAUUUAUUCUAUUACACACACGUACAAGUAUUUAUUAAUACGCAUGUGUGAAUUCGAUUAUUUUUUGCAUAUCACAACUCUCCCUGAGACAUCCUCGAGAAAGUGGGAUCACAACCAGGGUCUGGACACUAGACCAAUUAGGAUUAAAUGCCUUGCUCAAAGGCACAGACAGAUUCUUCACCUUGUUGGCUCGAGGAUUUGAACUAGCGACCUUUCGGUUACAAGCGCAACACUAACCCAGGGAUGGGAAACUCUAGUCCUCAGGGGCCGGAGUGGUGUCACUUUUUCUCCACCCCUAUCAAACACAGCUCAUUAAACUAACUGCAUUCUAAACUGAA